UCUUAACAAUCCAUCCCGCUUAACAUCUCGACCAUACAACAUAAAACUUCACAACUUCGACGACAAUCAAUUCAUUCCGAACCACCAAAUCCUAUAAAAACAGCAAUAUUCUUCAAUUCUCACAGGGUUUACUAAAAACCACCACAUCCAAAAUGGCCACGCCAUCCAAGCCCAAGCUCGACAUCACCGUCACCAAGCCCACACCCUACACCUUCGACCUCGGCCUCCUCCUAGCCAACGACCCCAACCCUCUCUCACCCACCAACCCCUCCUCUUCAGACCUAGAAUCGCAACUAUCAGCCACAGCCCGGGACGGCGCACAAGCCCUAAUAAACCAACUCCUCUCCACGCUCCCCCUCAGCACCACAACCUCCGGCGUUCUCCUCUCCCUCCCACCCCCCAGCACCCCCUUACCCCGCGAGAAACCCCUACCCCCUCCCAAGGAACCGACGAAAUGGGAGCAAUUCGCCGCGCGCAAGGGUAUAAAGCCGAAGACGCGCGAACAACGCCGCGCCAAGGCGCAAAAGUACAACGAGGAGACCGGGGAAUGGGAGCGUACGUGGGGCUAUGACAAGGGCGGUGCGCGGAAGCGGAGGGAAGAGGGUAUGGUGCAGCAAGAUUGGCUUGUCGAGGUAGAUGAGAAGAAGGAGCAGGAGGAGAGGGAUAGUAAAGGUAAAGGUGGGAAGAAGCGAGGAAAAGCAUGAUUACCUUCGGAAGAAAAAAAGGAAAAACUGAAAAGCACAAGGCACUGUUGCUUCGGCGGAAAAGUUUAGGGACACUACGUUGAUACCCAACACAUUACGAG
Messenger RNA from Hypoxylon trugodes, 805 nucleotides. RefSeq names its product ribosomal biogenesis regulatory protein. Gene Ontology annotation, biological process: ribosomal large subunit biogenesis; endonucleolytic cleavage in ITS1 to separate SSU-rRNA from 5.8S rRNA and LSU-rRNA from tricistronic rRNA transcript (SSU-rRNA, 5.8S rRNA, LSU-rRNA); ribosome biogenesis. The transcript has a single exon. The record is from RefSeq and is a predicted model, not a curated record. Lineage: Eukaryota; Fungi; Ascomycota; Sordariomycetes; Xylariales; Hypoxylaceae. Gene Ontology annotation, cellular component: nucleolus; nucleus; preribosome, large subunit precursor. The coding region runs from base 153 to 704 and encodes 183 amino acids. Gene Ontology annotation, molecular function: protein binding.